UUAAGUAGUGCUGCACUAAUGCACUGAAAGCCCCACCAGUUGCGAUUUGUCCAUAAAUAAUAUGGAAGUGCCUGAAAACUGAAAUGACAAGUUCGCUGUUAAAUUCAUCAAACCCACAUUUAAUUGAUGUAAUAUUAUAAUGACAGUGCGCAGCCAUUUGAUCCUCACACAACCAACCUAUUUUUCCUCACAGGAACAGCUCUGUAAACUACGUCGAUGACGUGAUUAUUCGCGAGGCAUUGAGAGUGUGUUCCAUCCGGUUCCAGCUCUACCACCAUGGUACGUGACUUGAACGCUACAUAAACAACGCGAGUCCGUCUGGUCUCUGUUGGACGAGCGAGAGGUGUUUUUAUUUGGUCCUCGUUACUUUUCACGAGCUAAAGUAAAGCGGGGGUUUCGGCACAGUCUCCGGAAUGCACCGAGGAGGACACGCUGAUGUAGCUGGCUGCUCUUAUGGCUUUAACACCCAGAUGCUCUGAGACGGGAUGUUUUCAACCAACAUGGAAACUAAAAGAGUGGAGAUCCCCACUGGCGUACUGGACGACCUUUGCAGCCGGUUCAUCCUGCACAUCCCCAGUGAGGAGAGGGACAACGCGAUCCGGGUGUGCUUCCAGAUCGAGCUGGCCCACUGGUUCUACCUCGACUUCUGCAUGCAGAACACUCCAGGAGCUCCUCACUGUGGGAUAAGAGACUUCGCCAAAGCAGUUUUCCAUCACUGUCCGUUUCUGCUGCCUCAUGGGGAGGAUGUUCAGAAAAUCCUCGAACAGUGGAAGGAGUACAAGAUGGGUGUUCCUACCUUUGGUGCAAUCAUUCUAGAUGAAGCUCUGGAAAACGCACUGCUUGUUCAGGGAUACCUUGCAAAGUCCGGCUGGGGCUUUCCAAAGGGGAAAGUGAAUGAGGAUGAAGCUCCUCAUGACUGUGCAGUUCGUGAAGUGUUGGAGGAGACAGGCUUUGACAUCAAGGAUCGCAUCUGUAAAGACGGGUACAUAGAGCAGAAAAUCACUGACCAGCUGGUACGGCUCUACAUCAUACCAGGAGUGUCAAAGGAUACCAAGUUCAAUCCCAAAACCAGGAAAGAGAUCAGGAACAUUGAAUGGUUUCCUAUUGAGAAGCUGCCAUGUCACAGGAAUGACAUGACCCCAAAGUCUAAACUUGGACUUGCCCCCAACAGGUUUUUCAUGGCCAUUCCAUUCAUAAGGCCGCUGCGAGAGUGGAUCAGCAGGCUAAAAGGAGAGUCCACAGACAGCGAUGAGGACUUUGCAAACAGCGGCACCACUCCGGGCAAACCUUCAGACAACACUCGGUCAAAAUCGCGCCGGCUCACAGGUACUGAUGCAUUUCCAGGAGACAGCUGGGCAAAACACAAACAGCAGAAGGCUCUGGAGCAGCUGAACCAGCAUGAGCUCAACCAGAACCCAAAUUUGAAAAGCAAUGGGAAGAAAUGUCAGGACUCAUCUUAUGGAGCCAACAACCAACAGGUGAAAACCAUAUUGAAAGAAGAUAAAAGACUUCAACCUAGAAGACUGCAAGACAGUUUUGAGAGAGAUGUGGCUCCACACAGCUCCAACGGUCAGCAGAUAGUCCGCAGCAGAGACUCCGAGGACCUGCUGUCCUCUAAGGCUUUCCUCAAUUUCAAGUUUGACAGAGACGCCAUCAUGAAAUGCUUUGACUACUAACAUGGCUGAUGAGGAACUGUGCCUCUCCUGUAACAGCAGGAAACUAUAGCCUCAGAGACUUUUGACCUUGUAGACUAGGCAAGGAUGUUACUGAACAUUUCCUUUUCCUUCUUGGCCUGCUUGUCGUGAGCACACGUUUACAGUGGGGAGUUGCUCAUCCGUCCCUGAACACAUCCAAUAAGCUUCACAGGAGUGGUUUGCCUUUGCUGCCUCACCUUUCAGACUAUAUAGAAGGUAUGGUAACCUAACGGGACUGUCUUCCAUCUGUCUGAGGCAGAAUCCUAACGGAAUUCGAAAGUUAAUAUGCAGGAGACAACACAUAGACCAUUAGUCGUUUAAAGACAAGAGAUCAAAGAUUUUGAUAACAUAAUGGAUUUUAAGCACAUAUGAGGUGACUGAAACAUAAAAAAAAAAAAUUGGUUGUGGUACCUCAGUGAAUUUGGCCAGUGAAUCAAUGUUACAUUUAGUUUAUGUACUGAUUUUAAGAUGUAAUAACUUAAGUGUUGUUCAUUUCCUCCAUUCUUCCUAUUGAGUCCUAAAAAUGUUUUGAAAACUUAAAAAAGGUGGGUAUUAAUAGUAUUAUUGGCUUUAUGUAUUUACAGUGUUGUUGGCUUUAUUACCAUAAUUAAGAUUUUAUCCAGGAAUGUAGUUUGUAAUAUGAUAAUGACUUGUGGAAUGAAGAACAAGCGGUCUUUGCAAGUUGAAUGUCAUUAAAUUCAUGUUGUUCUGCUGUAUUUAAUUCUAUGGCUGCCAAUAUUAGGGUGAACUCAUUAGAUGUUUGGAAAUCAACCAUUAAGGCCAGACAAAUCACUGAUCACUGACACAAGGACAUCAUUAAAUGAAUUUAAAUUAUGUACGGAUGUAAACUUGUCCCUAAUGAAAAUUAACAUUUCCAUAAUGGGAUGAUUUGGGCAUAUCUCUAUUAUGAGAGAGUUUUAUGAAAAUAGCAGAUUUUCCCAUUCAUCUUUCUUAUUGUGACAGUGUAGUGCUCAGGUUCACACUGAAACAAUGAUCAGUGUAGUUUUCAUUUCAAGUUUCAUUUUGGGAGUAAUUGUGCAUUUUCAAACCAUAUAUGUCAAAAUUGGAUUUCAACAUUUUCAUUUUAGAAGGAAAAUGACUGAUGAAAUAGUUUGAUUGGAAAGUUUUUAGCAACAGACUUCCAGACAUUGUUAUUUUCCAGUCAUUGACCCACAUCCCACUCGUGUUUGUCUGUCUUAAGGUUUCACAGGAUUAAAUUCCUGUUGAAAUUACUUAGACCAGAAUGUUUCAAUCAUAUCCUUCAUGGUCCACCUCUUAGCUUCUACAGUGUUUGGCUGGUAUGAAAACGUGCACACUUUAAGGCUGUGGGGCAUGAUGGAGGAUCAAUGCAUUAGUCUACUGUGAACAGUUAAUCUCAACCAAUGACGAAUACAAAUUACUCUGACAAAUGCCCACAUCAAGGGAUUUCUAGCCACUAUAGCUGAAAAUAAGACUAAGAAGUGUUCAAAGUCUCACAAUUUAUAGUUUCUCAAGGUAAUAUCAUAAACAUGCAUUGAGAUGUCUUUUUGUGAUUCUCACUGGGGUUUCUUUGUUAUUCAUUGUACAAAUGCUGAUCUCAAGUUGUCCAUUGGCAUUAAUGAUGUUUUGACUUAAAAUGUGAACAUUAAUAAAGUUUGUUUUUUACA
Cyclopterus lumpus (lumpfish) is the source of this 3340-nucleotide messenger RNA. It is a transcript of the gene dcp2, whose product is annotated as decapping mRNA 2. Bases 486 to 1676 code for a protein of 396 amino acids. Lineage: Eukaryota; Metazoa; Chordata; Actinopteri; Perciformes; Cyclopteridae. Gene Ontology annotation, biological process: nuclear-transcribed mRNA catabolic process, nonsense-mediated decay; deadenylation-dependent decapping of nuclear-transcribed mRNA. Gene Ontology annotation, molecular function: manganese ion binding; RNA binding; 5'-(N(7)-methylguanosine 5'-triphospho)-[mRNA] hydrolase activity. The record is from RefSeq and is a predicted model, not a curated record. Gene Ontology annotation, cellular component: cytoplasm; P-body. The transcript has 11 exons.